GUGACCCGCCGGGCGGGGCGGCUCCAGGGUCACGUGCUGCACAUGGCGGCGCCAUCGUGGUGAGCCCGGCCCGGCCUGGCCCGACCCCGAGUACAGCUCCCUCCCUCACCGCCCCCUCAGUCCCCGGCCCGCUUCCCUGCCACACCCAGGCGGUGAUCGUGGAGGGGAUCCCGGCUGGCCUCGAGUAGAGCUGCAUUCCUCACUUACCCGCCCGUUUGGCGGCUCCACUCGACGCUGCGAGGCGGCGUUGCCAUGGCGAUGGGCUGGGCCCCGCUGCUGCUCAUGGCGCUGCUUCCCCGUCACAUGUCCGGAGCCAAACUCAAUGUCCCCAAGGUGUUACUGCCCUACUCCAGCACCGUGAAGGUCAACUUCACCCUGCAGGCGGACGAAGGGUGCUAUGGAUGGUUUUCAACCCGACCAGAUAUAGCAACCAUUGAACCUGUGUAUCAGAAUAAUACUGACUGUUCCAAUUCAGCGGUGAUAUCUGCUCGCUCUACUCAGCGUACUCGCCUCACCAGCAUAAUCAUAGCAGAGGAAACUGUGACAGGACAGGUGUUGCGCUGUGAUGUAAUGGUGGACAAAAUAAAUCAAAUUGAAAUUUUAUCAACAACUCGGGAGUUGUACGUGGAUGACUCACUGUUAAAAUUAACAGUUAGAGCCUUGGAUGAAGAAGGAAAUACAUUUAGCAGCUUGGAAGGAUUUAUUUUCGUUUGGAGCAUUGUGAAGAAUGAAAACUCGGAUAAUAACGCUGAGUCGCCACGUAAAAUUCGAAUACUGAAGUUUUCGGAAUCCCCCUACUUACCAUCUGCACACAUAGAAAAAAUGGAAAGAGAAGGAAAGCAAGGAGACAUUAUUCUCGUAUCUGGGUUAAUGACUGGUACUGCUAACCUGAAUGCACGACUGCAUGAAACUAUAUAUAAGCGUGUUCCUGCUGCAACAAUACGCCUCAUUAUUCUGGAAAACAUUAUUUUAAGCCCAGCCCAUGAUAUUUACCUAUUGGUGGGAGCUUUUAUUCACUACAGAGUUACUAAAAUAGUAAAUGGGAUAAUGACAGAGGUUAACAUGCCAUCUGAACAGUAUAGAUUGGAGUUACACAGCGAUAAGAUGCGCUCUGAUGGAGAGGGAAAUGCAACUGUUGCUAAACUGGAUUCUGACUCCUCCAUUGUCACAGCAGUACACACAGGACGGGCCAACUUAGUUCUGACCUACAAGAACAUUCAUAUGCAAGCACUUUCUCAUUUACCUAACAGUACAAUAUUUGUUGUGGAAGUUGGCUUUCUAGGCUUUUUCAUCUUGCCUGGAGAAAGAUGGGUGCUGGAAGUAGAACGAAAGUAUGAAUUUACAGUGGAAAUCUAUGACAAAAGGAGUAAUAAAGUUUAUUUAUCUGAUAAUCUAAAUAUUGCCACUGCCCUUCCACAAUCACAUUUCCAAACUCUGAAAACAACGAGGAAUGGGUCUUAUCAUUAUGUGGAUGUUAUGUUGGCUGGCCACACAGAAAUUAAGGCAACACUCUUUGGAGUGGUUGGGCAGUAUCUGACUACACCUAUUACCAACAGCCAAGCAGUAAUUAUUUAUAACUCAAUAAUACUGGAGCCAAGUAUUCUUGUCUUCCCUUGGCACCCCAAGCCUCGAUGUUAUCGACAUAUCAUUAAGGUUAUAGGAGGAAGUGGGAACUUUACAUGGUCAUCAAGUAAUGAAACUGUUGCUCUGGUGACAGUUAAAGGUUUGAUAGCAACUGGUGACAGCCGAGGCUUCAGCAUUAUACGGGCGAGGGAUGUGGAAAAUGCUAUUCACUUCGGCGAAAUGCAAGUCAAUGUGCUCAGGCCAGUCAGUAUAGAGUUUGUCCAAUCCCGAGUAGAGGCUGAGGUUGCUCAGUAUCUUUACUUGUGGAUUAUGGUCUAUGGACUCAAGGAGACGGAUGACAUGGAAACAGUUCCAGUGAAUGACUGCUCACUAAUGAACUUGGCGGUGGAUAUGGACAAGCAAGGGGUGUUCAAAGUCAUACAAGGGAAAUUAGAGGCAGAUGCUACUCAUUGCACUGGGAUAUCUGUACAGGCAGAGACACCAGGCCACACAUUACUAACAGCAAGUGCUGCAUUUCUGGAGGUCCAUUUUAGCAGCAGCAUAAGCAUUGCCUCUUACCAUCGACUUAGAGCUAUUGAUCCAGUUGCUGUUGCAAUAGUCACUCUAACCUCUUCAAAAGAAAUGCUGUUUGAAGGAGGUCCCAGGCCUUGGGUACUGGAGCCAUCAGGAUUCUUCAUGGAUCUGACUGGUGAAAAGAAGAAUAAGAUAACCAUUGAACAACAAUGGGCUCCGUCCAUGAAAAAGAAAAGUCAUCAUGGGUUUAGAGUCACCUGUGUAGCCUUAGGAGAACAGUUUUUGACAUUUAAAGUUGGCAACCAGCCAAGCUUGCUGAAUCUCAACCCUGCCGUUGAAGAUGUAAAAGUGAAGUUGGUCUGUGCUGUUCCCACCAGCGUGACAUUGGCUCCUGUGUAUAAGUCACGAGAACGUGGUCUUCCAUGCCCUCUGCUGCAACACAACAAGCAAUUGGUACCCGUUUCUUUCUGCAGAAACACCAUUUUGGAACUAACUGCAUAUGACCAAUAUGGACGGAAGUUUGAUAACUUUACCUCUCUGUUCAUUAACUGGAAAUCAUCCAACUCUUCUCUGGGCAGUCUUCAUCCUACAUUACUCAUGGAAAUGAUUUUAAGAGAUGACGGAAGUGGACAGAAGAGGCUACAUGGUAAUGUAUUUAUAUAUAUUAUAUUUUCAUUUUUAAAAACAGGUCAUAGAAUGGUUACAGUUUACAGGAAGAAAGGAACUGUGUCCAUUUCAGUAUAUUUGGUUGGGUAUCAAAAGACUCAGCCUGACUUCUUCCCCGAAGUGAAUAGCUUGUUUGUGCCAAUAACGGCCAGCAUUGAUUUAUUACUGGUGGAUGAUGUGUCCUUGGUCCCCAGAAACCUCACUGUGUACAACCAUCCCGAUAUAUUGGAAGUAAUCUAUUUAACUGAAGGCUCUGGAUAUUUUUUUGUUAAUACGACAGACGCUGAGGUUUUAACCAGCACAUAUAUGGAAGCCAAAAAUUAUAUCCAAGUAAAGCCACUGCAACCGGGAAUAGUGACACUGAAAGCUUAUGACCUUUGCCUGACCUGCAAAGGUCCUGCCAGAGCUGAGAUCCAUGUAUCGGAUAUAUUGGAUUUUGAGCUGGACCUUAUUCAUAAGAUUGAAGUUGGAAAGUCUGUUGCAGUAAAUGUGAGAAUCCUGGAUUUCUUCAAGCAACCCUUUUUGAACAGAUACUUUCACUGCAUGAAUAUAAGCCUGCAGGCAGCCUCCCCAAUUGUCACCUUAGAAGCAAUUUCUAACUUGGAUAAACAUGCUGCAAGUUACAUGAUGAGAGCUGUGACCCUGGGCCAAACAACGCUAGUUGCAACUGUCAAAGACAAGAAUUGUCGCAAGCUGAGCUCCUCUCCACGUCAGAUAGAGGUAUUCCCACCAUUCAGACUAAUCCCACGAAGAGUGACAUUGAUCAUUGGUGGUAUGAUACAGGUGAUGUCUGAAGGUGGUCCACAACCACAGUCCAAUAUUUAUUUCUCUAUUAAUAAUCACACUAUUGCCAAGGUAAAUAAAUUAGGGCAGCUUACUGCCUUGGUGGUUGGAACAGCAAAAAUGACUGGUAUUGUCCAGGCUGUUGACGAUGACACAGGAAGAGUGGUUGUUUUCUCUCAGGAUGAAGUGACCGUAGAGGUGAUUCGGCUAAAAGGGAUAAAGAUCCAUGCUCCAGUAACUAGACUGAGGACUGGAACUCAGGUGCCGGUGUAUGUGACAGGAAUCACCAGUUCCCAGACUCCAUUUUCCUUUGGUAAUGGGGUUCCUGGCCUAACCUUUCACUGGACGACAACAAAACGGGAGGUUAUCGAGAUUGUCACCCGACAUUCCGAAAUUUCCUUGGAGCUCUCCGCAGAGUAUAAUUUUGCCAUGUUGCUGCACUGCCGAGCACAAGGGAAAACGGGUUUGAAGGUCAUGGUAAACGCAAAGGAUCCAUCUGCAGGACAGUUUGAAAAAUACGUUGACAUGUUUUCUGAUGAGAUUCAGAUUAUGGUGUUUGGAAUACUACAACUCUUACCUCUCUCUCUGCCAGCAGAGGAAGUCCUCAUGUCACCAAAUUCCCAAUUGAAGUUACAAACGUCUCGGGAUGGGAAAGCUCUUGUGAGCUAUGAAGUACGCAAAUGUCCAAAUAAUAAGUCUGUGAUUAUGGAGGAUGGGCAUGGACUUUUGAUGUCCGGACACAGAACUGGUUCUUCUGCCCUGACAGUAACAUCGCGCGAAUACUUUGGAUUGAACCAAACCAUUGUAACUGGAGUGAGGGUGGCUCCAGUGGCAUACCUCAGUAUUGUGACCAGUCCAAUGUUGUACAUAACCAAGAAUGAAGAACUGACUGCCCUUCCUCUUGGAAUGACAUUGACUUUCACAGUCAACUUUUAUGAUCUCAGUGGAGACCAGUUUCAUGCACACAAUACAGAAUUAUAUUUAGCUCUUAACAGGGAUGAUCUGCUGUUGAUUGGACCGGGCACCAGUAAUAACACCUAUGUGGCUCAAGCUGCCAAUGUAGGAUUGACCAUACUGGCAGUUUGGGACAACAAGCAUCCUGGCAUUGCUGACUACAUCCCCAUACCUAUCCAGUACGCCAUCUGGCCCAACAUAUCAGAACACGUGGUAUUGAGUGAUGUCAUAUGUUUCUCCAGCGUCCUGGUGAAUCAGGAAGGUGAGCCUGGGAACUGGUAUGUCUUAUCAAAUGAAGUUCUGCAGAUCGAUAGUGGCACAGGAUUGGGAGUUACCAGGGGCACUGGGUCGACCACUGUCUAUUACGAAAUUCCAGGAAUUGUGAAAACCUACAGAGAGCUCACAGUUACUGGUGUAGGAAAAGCCUCCAUUUCCAUUCACGGUUUCAAACAUAUUGUCGGCCUUCCUAAGUUUAAUGUGUACAGAUUUAUUGUGACUACAAUGAACAAAGAUAGCAGCCUGAGGGGGGACUGCAGUUUUGCUCAGAUUAAAGCUACAUCAAAACUAAAGCCAGAAUCAAACCUUGCCUGUUCUGUGCGAUUUAAUAAUAUUGUAUUACAAGUCUUUGCAGGCUCUGUUUUCUCUGUGGAACCUGAAUUCAUUGCAGAUACAGGUCAGUACAGCUGUACAGUCAUGAUAAAAGAACUACCAGAUGCUGUGUUUCGGGAGUUGAGCACAGGUGGGGACACCUAUGUCUCUGUCAAAGCCUCUGUUCUCGGAGGACAUUACGCGGGCCAAGUGGGAAGAACAGAGAUUCCUUUCAUCCCUGGAUUUUAUAUGAACCAAUCAGCUGUUUCUCUCAGCCAUAAAGAACCACUAAUAAACAUCACUAUUUUUGGCAUAGAUAGAGUGUUGAAUGAACUGGAGGUCCAAUCUCAAUCAUCUGCCAUUGUAGUGAGUGAGCCCAUCAAACUACUUGCAGUACCCAAUAUUGUUUACACACUGAGCCCUGCCAAUGUCAGCCUUCUCCAGCAGGGCAUGUCAUGCACCAAUAUCAGCGUGUCCAGCCCUCUGACACGGCAGGUGAUGCAUGUGGCCGUCACAGUGCUGCGCACUGGAUCCAGCAGCGGAACACGAGAUUUGUCCUUUGAGGAACCUACUUUCUUUGACCAGCUCGUGGAAUCCUACCAGGUGCUGAUGUUCACCUUGUUUGCAGUCCUGGCUACAACAGCUGUAAUUUUUAUUGCUUACAACGCCUUCUUGACAAGGAUACAGACUAUUCCUGUAAUUUAUGUUUCAGCACCACAGCAAGCAGGUUACACUUCAGCACCUCAUUGUAGUAACCCACGGAGGCGAUAUCUGCAGUCUUGGCUGUGGAGUGUUCGUUGACAAGCUGUUGUGGAGAAAGAACCAGUGCAAUUAGUUAGCAGUAAGAAUUACUUUUGUAAAAUAUGAUUGCAUUUUGUCAGUUGUGUUUAAAAUUCAAGCAAAUUUAAUCUUGUCUUCAUUAAAGCUUUUGUUCAAAGCAGACAUCUAAAUUAUGACACUGAGUGCAUUUACAACAUCACGUUAAAGAUUGUAACUUCAGGGUACAUUGAGACACACUAUCAGUUUCACUGUAAUCCCAGACAUUAUCCAGCAAUAUGGUCUCAUUACCUCUUCAAUUUGAUUUGUAAUCUGCCUUGGGAGGAAAUGUACUUUGUUAAUAUCUGGUGGCAUAAAUACGUAUAACGAGCAUGAAUUUCAGGAGUGUAAUUACUGCGUACUGUGGAGAACGUCAUUUCUCACGUAAGAAAAUCAGCCAAAGAAAAGUUAUACAGCAUUGGUUGUUAUUUUUAUAUCAAACAUUUAGGUGAUGGCUUCAUGAGUGACAAAUGAAUAAUCAUCGUACCCUGUAUAGAAACAUAGUGCUAUCCACUGGCUACAAAAUGUUGUUCAUUGUUGUAUUUUAUAUAGCGUUACAUGUCUGGCAAAGCAAUUAUUUAUUCCUCAUCUCUCUGUUAAUUGUACUUCUGAAUCUAUCCUAAGUUGUUGUUUGGAAGUUGCAUCAUUUAAAUAUUGCUAUCUUGUGAUCAUUUGACCUUGUAGUAACAUUAGUCAUUCAAUCUUGAUUGUUAUAAAACCGAGCAUGUUUAUUGUGGUAGGUAGUUUAAAGUUGAAUGUCUUUAAUUUAGGUGCAAUAAAAUUCAGAGGGAAAUGAACAACAUGUAUGGUUACAUUUAGAAUGUGGAGUUUGGUACUGAAUCUUUGUGAUUCAGUUUACUUGGCUUCAUACAUUGGGAAUAAAAAGGUUAUUUUAAUUUCAAAUGAUU
Leucoraja erinaceus (little skate) is the source of this 6812-nucleotide messenger RNA. Its product is annotated as nuclear pore membrane glycoprotein 210-like. The transcript has 40 exons. Lineage: Eukaryota; Metazoa; Chordata; Chondrichthyes; Rajiformes; Rajidae. Bases 253 to 5889 code for a protein of 1878 amino acids. The record is from RefSeq and is a predicted model, not a curated record. Gene Ontology annotation, cellular component: nuclear pore.